This is a messenger RNA of Castor canadensis (American beaver), 3315 nucleotides long. RefSeq names its product NEDD4 binding protein 2 like 1 (gene N4bp2l1). The record is from RefSeq and is a predicted model, not a curated record. Lineage: Eukaryota; Metazoa; Chordata; Mammalia; Rodentia; Castoridae.
UUUAAGAGAUAGGGUCUCUAGAACUAUUUGCCCAGAGCUGACUUCCAACCUGAUCCUCCUGAUCUCUGCCUCCUGAGUAGCUAGGAUUAAGAGGUGAGAAACUAUGUUGAUUUUAAUGGAGGUGGGUACCUUGUGAGUUGGGACGUUUUAAUGAUAUUCUCUCAGGGACCUGUGAUCUCUUUCUCCAUUUUAGGCGCCCUUUGCAUAUUCCUGUCCUCAUAGCGAACUGGUACCUGUUACUGGGAGGGGAUUUUCCAGGAAAACCAGCUCAUUUUUCUCUCCCACCUCACUCCCACUCUGCUACUCCCUGAGGGGAGUCCCAUGGGGGAAGGUGAAGUUAUCAGCGCAGAGCCCCUUUGGACAGCCCUUUCCUUAUGCUGAUUGUGGAAUCUCUGGAUUUUGUUUUAGGAGGAAAUCACCCCCCUUCCAAUUCCUUUUCAUAGCUUUCAUACCUUAGAUGGCAGAAACAAAACUUAUUUAUUUUUCAAUAAUUAUUGCAGCCAAAGCUACUAUAAAUCUCAUAUUUUCUAGGAAAAUUUAAGUAUUGUCUCUUUCAGUCCGGAAAACAAUCAUCCUGCUGCUCGUGAGUGUGAAUUGUGGUGAUCAACCACUGGGGCUCACCAGCUCCUGGAGCCUAGAACUGAAUGUUCUGUAAAUGGUUUCGGUUGAUGCUGCCACUUUUCUGUGGAUCUGAAAGAGUUCCCAGAGAGGCUGCCUCUUUUUAUGGUGCCUGAGCGGCAACCCUAUGCUACUGUUCAGAAGUCCACCUGAGGAAAGAGAGAUUUAAAGUUAUGUAGAGGCAACAGAGAUUUCUAAGAUUUUUUUUUUUUUUCUUUUUGGUAGGCUGAUAAAGAAGGGUAAGAGAAACAGAAGAUACAGGCCGUGGAGGAGUGUGUGUUAGCCCUUGGGACUCCAGCCAGAUACUGGUGCACAUAAAUUGGGGGGAGACAGUGGCUUGUUACUAUUCAAAACGCUGUUCACAUUUAAUUGUCAGCGAAAAGCAUUUCAUUUUCAAGGUCUAGGCCGGUGGAGGUGGGGUGGGAGAGAGCUUCAAAAUUCAGUGUGUAUUUCCACAGUGGCAGCAGGGAAAUGUCCAGUGUCUCACCGGGUAGGCCCCUUCCCUCAGGGCGAAGGACACAGGGAGGGACGGGAGGCGGGAGGGAGAGCUGGGGGCUGCGUCACGUCACCCAUGUUUUCCAGGCUGUCAGUCUCCCAGUGUCCCCAGCUUCCCAGGUAGGGACGCCCCCUCCCACGCAGCGCGGUUCCGGCGGGUGGGGAGGAGGGGCUGGGCUCCGAGCGCCGCCCCUCUACCUAUCACAUGGCCGGAGAGUCACAAAAACAACAGCUUUGGCCAAGACCGUGACUUCAGGAGAGGGAACCCAGGCCCUCGCCGCCAGCACCCUUCCCAUGGAGGACAGUUUCCUUGAAUCCUUUGGGAGGCUGAGCCUCCAGCAGCAGCGGCGGCAGCAGCAGCCGUCGCCUCGGCCGCCGCCCCCGCGGGGGACCCCUCCGCGCCGCCACAGCUUUAGGAAACACCUCUACCUCCUGCGAGGCCUUCCGGGCUCGGGGAAAACCACACUGGCCAGAAAAUUGCAACAUGACUUCCCCAGGGCCCUGAUUUUCAGCACGGAUGAUUUUUUCUUCAGGGAAGAUGGUGCCUAUGAGUUCAACCCUGACUUCUUGGAGGAAGCUCAUGAAUGGAACCAAAAAAGAGCAAGAAAAGCAAUGAGGAAUGGCAUAUCCCCCAUUAUUAUUGAUAAUACCAACCUGCACGCCUGGGAAAUGAAGCCCUAUGCAGUCAUGGCACUUGAAAAUAACUAUGAAGUUAUAUUCCGAGAACCUGACACUCGCUGGAAAUUCAACGUUCAAGAGUUAGCAAGAAGAAACAUUCAUGGAGUCCCAAGAGAAAAAAUACACCGAAUGAAAGAACGGUAUGAACAUGAUGUUACCUUUCACAGUGUACUUCAUGCAGAAAAGCCAAGCAGAAUGAACAGAAACCAGGACAGGAAUAAUGCAUCACCCUCCAAUGGUAUGGGAUACUGGAAUACCUACGCAGAGUUUCCAAACCGGAGGGCUCAUGGCGGCUUUGCAAAUGAGAGCUCCUUUAACAGAAGGGGUGGUUGUCACCAUGGCUAUUAGAAGCCUAUCGUACAACCAUUCAGAAUUUUCCUAAAUAAGUUUUUACUUCCAUUUUUGGUAUUUAUUUUUUGUUCAGUUUCAGUCAGAGCUCUAAUUCCAGUGUAAAUAGUUGAACCCAAAGUUUCUGAGCAGAGGUCGUCAUAUUAUCUUCAACAAGCAUUGUUAAAGUGCGCCCAUAUGCAUGGUGUGCUGGGGACUCUGCAGAUUGCAUUAAAGUGUCUUCUCUGUUGGGAGAGAAUUAAUUUGGAACUGAAAUCCAAGAACAUAAUCAGUUAGCCACAUAGGCUCGUAAAUGAAACAGCGUUCUUAUACAUAAGCUGUAGUAACACUGCCUCUGAAGUAAUCCAUUAAGUUUUUCAGGAAAUUCAUCUUCACCAGGGAAGCUGGAGAGAUUGGAGAGUCAGGAAAUGUUGUAAUCUAUCCAAAACUGUGAGUUGUGUGACUAAUGAUACUGAUUUUCCUUUAAAACUAAUACAUCCGGGAAUAAUGUCCUUCAAAGUGGACACUUUUAAGAAGUUAUUCCUUUAUUUUAAUGAUGUAUAAUUGUUAAAAACGUCAAAUCCUUAAUAACUACACAAGCUGCUAAGGAAAAUCAGUGUCAUUAUUUAAAUUCACACUUUAUGUUUAACUAAAAGGAUCAAACUUAACUUUUGGUCAUCAUUUAAUAGUGUAAAUAAUAUAAACCUGCCUCCGUAAGAACACCAGUUUUUAAGGGAAAUAAUUAAAUGAUUCCUAAAGUUAUGCCUAUAAACAUAUUUAAUUAGUUGGCAAACCAAAUGUUUUGGAGUGCAAGGAAUUAAGCAGUCCAGGAUACAGAUCAUCGUUGGCAUGUAGCACCAUGUCACUGAGGGGCGCGCAGUGCUGAUGUUUUAUGUGGCAUUGGAUAGCAAAGCUCUGUCACCAUUCUGACAUGUCCCUCAUAUUAAUACUGAAUUUACAAAUCCAAAUUAAAUUCCAGUAGGUUCAGAUUGGGUUAAUUUGCUUUAAGACAAUGGUAAGCAAGACCAUGUAGAUUGUAUGCUCUGUUCUUGGCCAACAGCUUCUUUCUAAUGUUCGUGAAAUAUUAUUUUAAGUGUCUUAUAUAAUGGUGCUUUUAUGGUUAUUAAAAUUGUAUAUGGUGUUGCAUUUAAUGGGUUUGUCAUUGAAUUUUUUUUGGCUCAACAAUAAAAAUAGAUU